CUUUCCGAUCUACAUAUCAAUGCUUACUUGAUAUCUCAAACGUCCUCUUCAAAUUACGCUGAAGAGUACCGGCCAUGGAGAUCAAUUCACCAGUAUCAGAUGUCCCCGCAGAGCAACACCAAGGCAAGGGCCUUGAAAACUUCCUCCGGUUCUGGUACCAAAAAGAGGCUCUCCCAGGCAUAACCGCGGUCCGCGAGCUCUUUGCUCCUCGCCCGACCGACAUAAUCCUAGCCUCCUAUCCAAAGUCCGGGCUCAAAGCCCUCGCAUUCGCAACCAUCAACAGAAACAUCCACAGCCCCCGUGACCCCAACCACCCUCUCCUCCUCGCCCACCCUCAACAUUGCGUCCCGUUCUUAGAAAGCCUAGCCCGCAGCGCGUCGGGCCCCGAAGACCUCGAAGCCCUUCCGUCGCCCAGGCUUUUCUCGGCCCACAUAUCGUAUCAGCUCUUCCCUGGCUCCGUCAAAGCCUCCGAUUGCAAGUUCGUUUACGUGUGCAGGGAACCAAAGGACACGCUAGUCUCGUCGUGGCAUUUCUACAGGGGUGUAAUGUUCAGCUUGGACCAUGACAAAACAUUGGAUAAGUCUCAGUUCAAGGAGGUGUUCGAGUUGUUCUGCGACGGGAACUAUCCCUACGGGCCGAUAUGGGACCACUGGUUGGCGUACUGGAACGAGAGCUUGCUCGGGGCUCGGCCGUCCAAGGUGUUGUUCUUGAGAUACGAGGACAUGAAAAGGGACGGGGUUAAUGCGGUGAGAAGGCUCGCGGAGUUCCUUGGGUGCGCGUUUUCGGAGGAGGAGGAGGAGGCUGGGGUUGCGGAGGAGAUCGUGAGGCUGUGCAGUUUCGAAAAGUUGAGUGGGCUCCAAGUGAACAAGACCGGGGAGCUGGCUCUCAGUAAAGAAGUUAUUACUAAGAAGUCUUCGUAUUUUAGGAAAGGGGAGGUUGGAGAUUGGAAGAACCACUUCACCAAGGAGAUGGCUGAGAAGUUCGAUGGGAUCAUCGAAGAGAAGCUGCGUGGAUCAGGGCUCAGCUUUCUCAGCGCCGAGUAGUGGGGUUUCAGUAUGGACCUCUAUGUUCCCUGCUAAUUCUCUCUCCGCUUCAAUAGCUGCACGCCGCUGUUAUAUUUACAAGUGUUUGUAUUUGUGUCUACUACAUAUGCCUGAUUGAUGAUGAGAAGUGGUUGUUAUUUCGUUUGAAUCCCAGUCUCACAAGCAAAUCUGUGAGAGCUUUGUUUUGUGUUUUACUACCCAAUAAAGAAGUGAGUGGUUAAUUGGU
Molecule: messenger RNA, 1269 nt
Organism: Asparagus officinalis (garden asparagus)
Lineage: Eukaryota; Viridiplantae; Streptophyta; Magnoliopsida; Asparagales; Asparagaceae
Product: cytosolic sulfotransferase 5-like
Biological process (GO): sulfation
Cellular component (GO): cytoplasm
Molecular function (GO): sulfotransferase activity
Source: RefSeq, a predicted model, not a curated record